GCACGUGCGCGGGGCGGGAGGGGUCAGCUGACGUCUCGGCGGGAGCAGGUGAGGCGAGGCAGGUCUGCAGCCGCCCCGGAGGAUGGACAUCAGGCCGAACCACACCAUCUACAUCAACAAUAUCAAUGACAAGAUUAAGAAAGAAGAGCUGAAGAGAUCCCUGUAUGCAUUAUUCUCACAGUUUGGUCAUGUGGUCGACAUUGUGGCUUUAAAGACAAUGAAGAUGAGAGGACAGGCUUUUGUUAUCUUUAAAGAACUUGGAUCAUCUACCAAUGCUUUGAGACAACUGCAAGGCUUUCCAUUUUAUGGGAAACCAAUGCGUAUUCAAUAUGCAAAAACAGACUCUGAUAUAAUCUCUAAAAUGCGGGGUACCUUUGCUGAUAAGGAAAAAAGGAAGGAAAAGAAGAAGGCCAAAUCUCUGGAGCAGUCAGCAAAUGCAGCAAAUAAAAAAGUUAUCCAGGGAGCAACACCAAAUUCAGCCAGUGCCCCAGGGACUGCAGCCCAGAAUCAGCAGGUGCCUGAUAACCCACCAAACUACAUCCUUUUCCUUAAUAACUUGCCUGAGGAAACAAACGAGAUGAUGCUGUCCAUGUUAUUCAAUCAGUUUCCUGGAUUCAAAGAAGUACGCUUAGUGCCUGGCCGCCAUGACAUUGCAUUUGUGGAGUUUGAAAAUGAAAAUCAAGCAGGAGCUGCUCGAGAUGCUCUCCAAGGAUUCAAAAUUACCCCAUCUCACGCUAUGAAAAUCACUUAUGCAAAGAAAUAAUCGGGUGCUCCGAAAAGGGACUUCUGUGCAUGGCUGUUGCUUAAUACAGUGAUACUUGGAUGAGUUAGUGUGUUUGUUGUUCUCUGCAGAAAACUUGGAAGACUUGUAUAAACUUGCCACAACAGCCAAGAAAGAAGUAGAAUUUCCAUGGUCCUACUGGAUAGUAAAUUUUUGUAUUGAAAUACUUUUAUAAAAUAAAUUCAGUUUAUGCUGUUUUCAAGCCAUUUUUUUUCCCUCAGGUCUGCCUUGGUAUUGAUCUGUUAGGCUUGCAGGGCUUAUUGAGUAUUUUGGUUUAACUACUUUUAAGGUGACACUCAUUUCUCAGAAGUGAGUGCUGGAAAAAUAGUGCUCUUUACCAGAGCAAAAAGCAUGAGCAGGAAUGCUAAAUGCCAACAUAUUAAGAAUAAAUUCAACUGUCAAUCUUCA
This is a messenger RNA of Colius striatus (speckled mousebird), 1189 nucleotides long. RefSeq names its product small nuclear ribonucleoprotein polypeptide B2 (gene SNRPB2). The record is from RefSeq and is a predicted model, not a curated record. NCBI's taxonomy places the organism in Eukaryota, Metazoa, Chordata, Aves, Coliiformes, Coliidae. Gene Ontology annotation, molecular function: U1 snRNA binding. The transcript is spliced from 7 exons. The coding region runs from base 83 to 763 and encodes 226 amino acids. Gene Ontology annotation, cellular component: U1 snRNP. Gene Ontology annotation, biological process: mRNA splicing, via spliceosome.